This is a messenger RNA of Balaenoptera musculus (blue whale), 2188 nucleotides long. RefSeq names its product Kin17 DNA and RNA binding protein (gene KIN). The record is from RefSeq and is a predicted model, not a curated record. NCBI's taxonomy places the organism in Eukaryota, Metazoa, Chordata, Mammalia, Artiodactyla, Balaenopteridae. Gene Ontology annotation, cellular component: nucleus. The coding region runs from base 596 to 1639 and encodes 347 amino acids. Gene Ontology annotation, biological process: DNA damage response; DNA replication. Gene Ontology annotation, molecular function: double-stranded DNA binding. The transcript is spliced from 13 exons.
UCCCCGGAGGGACCCCGCUGGAGAUGCAGGCUGAGGUCCCCGACGCCGGGGUGAGGGCCUGGGUUUCCCGUCCCUAGUCGUGGGGGCUGCGCAGGGUGAGUCAAGGACUCAACUCAGUAGGGCCGUCCUUCCCUUCAGCCCCGUCCUUGCGCGGAACCAGUGGCCUUUGACACCUCCUUGUUCCCCAGUCUAACCCCAAAAAAGAAAUGAAGUAAGAAGAGGUUUUGUAGCCCUCGGAGAAGUGACCCCACUCAAGUCGUCAAGAAACGCGGGGUGAACAGUGCCGAGCCGGACUCCCGGGAGUGACAGUAACAGACGUCUCUGACUUGACGUGGCUCUUAGACAUGAUCAGGGUGUACACCUCUUUUCGGGAUCAGAUGAAAAAGGAGAACUAAGCUCUUGCACACUAGUCACCUAACAAGCAUUUAUCGAGCACCUGCCAUGUGCCAGGACCAGGAUGUUAUUGCGAGUGAGAUGUGGCCUCUGGAGUCAGAAUCAGAGUUAGGAAGCCAAGCUGUGGCCACUUACAAGUCACAUUCUCUCUGCGUGUUUACUUAUCUGAAAAGUGAGAAUAAAUGGCUUUAAGUGUCAUUGUAUGUCCGAAUCUCAUCAGAGACAACUAUUGCUGGCUUCAGAAAAUCCUCAGCAGUUUAUGGAUUAUUUUUCAGAGGAAUUCCGAAAUGACUUUCUAGAACUUCUCAGGAGACGCUUUGGAACCAAGAGGGUUCACAACAACAUCGUUUACAAUGAGUACAUCAGCCACCGAGAGCACAUCCACAUGAACGCCACUCAGUGGGAGACGCUGACAGACUUUACUAAGUGGCUGGGCAGAGAAGGCUUGUGCAAAGUGGACGAAACACCAAAAGGCUGGUAUAUUCAGUAUAUAGAUAGGGACCCUGAGACGAUCCGCCGGCAGCUGGAACUAGAGAAGAAGAAGAAGCAGGACCUUGAUGAUGAAGAAAAAACUGCGAAAUUUAUUCAAGAACAAGUGAGAAGAGGUCUGGAGGGGAGAGAGCAGGAAGUCCCUGUUUUUACGGAAUUAAGCAGAGAAAAUGAUGAAGAAAAAGUUACAUUUAAUUUGAAUAAAGGAGCAUGUAGUUCAGGAGGAGCAUCUUCCAAAUCAAGUUCUUUGGGACCAAGUGCUCUGAAGACAAUAGGGAACGCAGCAUCGGUGAAACGGAAGGAAUCUUCCCAGAGCUCAGCUCAGUCAAAAGAAAAGAAGAAGAAGAAAUCUGCACUCGAUGAAAUCAUGGAGAUUGAAGAGGAGAAGAAAAGAGCUGCCCGAACAGAUUACUGGCUCCAGCCUGAAAUUGUAGUGAAAAUUAUAACCAAAAAACUUGGAGAGAAAUAUCAUAAGAAAAAGGGGAUUGUUAAGGAAGUAAUUGACAAUUACACAGCUGUCGUGAAGAUGAUUGAUUCUGGAGACAAGCUGAAACUUGACCAGACUCAUUUAGAAACAGUAAUUCCAGCACCAGGAAAAAGAAUUCUCGUUUUAAAUGGAGGCUACAGAGGAAAUGAAGGUACCCUAGAAUCCAUCAAUGAGAAGACUUUUUCAGCUACUAUAGUCAUUGAAACCGGCCCUUUAAAAGGACGCAGAGUUGAAGGAAUUCAAUACGAAGACAUUUCUAAACUUGCCUGAGUUUGAAAACUUGUUAACAGCACAUUAAAAUCUUAAAGCAUCAAAUUGGUGUUCACGAAGGCAUUACAAGACUCUACUGUGUUAGGGUGUUUCUUUUGUAUGAAACAAAAGGAUUUAUUUAAAUAUUACUGUAUAGUUUAGCUAAACUUAUAGAAAAAUCUAAUUAUAUCUCAUGAAGUAUCAAAAUUAUGUAAUUUUGUCUUUGUUAUUUUUUUUUCCUUUGUAAUAUUUCCUUGAUGAUUUUUUAUCUUCAUUAAAAGAACAUUAUUGUGAAGUGUUUUAUAUAGGACAAUUUAGAAUCAUAUCGUUAGAGGAAAUCCUUCAUAUACUCUAAAUUUCUAUUUUCAUCAGUAAAGUAGUAAAGUUGGACUAUAAAUAUAAUUGCAUUUUAAAGAGUCAAACUAUAAAUAGAAUAGCAGCUUUAUUGAGAUAUAAUUCACACACCAUACAAUUUCACCCAUUUAAAGUGGACAUUUCAGUGGUUUUUAGAAUACUUACAAAGUUGUGCAAGCACCACCACUAUCUAAUUUGAAACAUUUUCAUCACCCC